Phlebotomus argentipes is the source of this 793-nucleotide messenger RNA. Its product is annotated as farnesol dehydrogenase-like. Bases 1 to 753 code for a protein of 250 amino acids. The record is from RefSeq and is a predicted model, not a curated record. NCBI's taxonomy places the organism in Eukaryota, Metazoa, Arthropoda, Insecta, Diptera, Psychodidae. The transcript has a single exon.
AUGGAGCAGUGGAAGAAUCGAGUGGCUGUUGUGACGGGCGCGUCGGCAGGAAUCGGAGCCGCAAUCGUCAAGGAUCUGGUCAAGGCUGGAAUGAUCACAGUUGGAUUGGCGAGAAGAGUGGAAAGAAUAGAGGCUCUAAAGACGGAUCUUCCAGCACAUCUUCAGGGAAAUCUCCACGCUAUGAAGUGUGAUGUUUCGAAGGAAGAUGAAGUUGUGAAAGUGUUUGCCUCAAUUGCGUCAAAAUUCGACGGAAUCGAUGUCCUGAUUAACAAUGCUGGGAUUAUUCGCCAAACUGAACUCAUCAAUGCUGAUAAUUCCAUCCCGAUUCGAGAAAUAAUCGACACCAAUGUGAUGGGAUUGGUUUUUUGUACUCGAGAAGCUUUCAAGUCCAUGGAAAAGCACGGAAGAAAUUCUCAUGUUGUGCACAUCAACAGCAUUGCCGGACAUAUGCCCAUUUGCAUGCUUGAACAUCCUUCAAACAAUAUGUAUCCUCCAAGUAAAUAUGCAGUGACUGCGAUAACGGAGAUUCAUCGUCAGGAGUUCAUCAGGAGCAAGCAUCACAUCAAAGUGACUUCAGUGAGUCCUGGACUCGUUCGAACGGAAAUCUUCCUUCCUCAACAGUUGGAAUUUAUUUCUAAAAUGUCUUACCUUGAGCCCGAAGACGUAUCGCAGAGUGUUCUUCACGUUUUGGGAACUCCUCCUCAUGUCCAAAUACACGAAUUGACCAUCAAACCAUUUGGUGAAAUGGUUUAAAAGAUUUGUGACAAAUUUUAAUAAAAAAAAAGCUAAUUAU